UGGUUGUCUCAUUUUGUCUGCUGAAAAUGGACUUUGUUUUAUUAUCCUUGGUUAAAUCAAUGUUGCUACAUAUAUACUAGGCAUAUACUGAAACAGACAUGAUAGAUUCAUAUGUUUUUGGCUCUUUGUCUUUUUUUACUCUUCAAUUAUAAUGAAGAAUUCAACCCCUCGUAAAUGUUAUAAAUGUUUCGAUAGCGCAGAAAUUUUCUCUUAGACUUGAUCCCAGAUAAGUUUUUAGAAGAAGAAGAAUAAACAGCAGCAGCACGCAGUUUCUCUUGAAGGGAUGGAAAAUUACAAGACCUUUGUUGGUGGAAAGAUUGGGCUGAUUUGUUUCACUUUGGGGAUGUUCCUUGUGUUUCAAAGUGCUCAUGCUUUCAAUAAAACAGCGCCCACACACAAUGUAAAUCUAAGCCCAUUCGAGGGUUGGAUGAGUGCUUUCUAUUGCAUGAACAAAACAGCACCUGUUCAUUGCUCGCCAAAGGGGCAGCUGACAUUCAGUGGAAUAGUGGACGUGGCCCCAAGUGAGAAGGCAGACUAUUGCAGUGAUACAACAGGGUGCUCAAAACACGCCUUGGAUGUGCUUGAAUGCAUCUACUUGGUCAAAAGAGACUUCUGGUUUCAUAACGAUGCCACUGUAGGAUUCCUCAAUCGAACCAUCACUGAGGGAUGUUCCAAUAAAAAUAAUAAUUCAGGUAUUUCAACGGCGAAUUUCACGAGCAGUGGGAUGAAGGUGUACCAGAAGAUGUACAUACCAUUUGUUGCAUCACUGUCAAGCUUGGCCUUCAUAGCCAUGUCCAACAUCAUGUGAAAAGCUUUUCCACCGGCUGUGUGAUAGUUUGGAAAAGUCUAGUCGAGUGUACUCUACAAAACCCUACAACAUAUUAUGCAAAUAGAGGCAGGCACAGCCAUCUACACUAUUGAAAUCAAUAAGGAUCAACACUUCCAUUACUAUUAUUAUUGCAUAUGUCUUAGACUCUUUUUAUUUUUUGUUUCUACUUAUUUAAAUCCUUAUAAUAUAUUUUGUAAUCGUGUUA
This is a messenger RNA of Prunus dulcis (almond), 1034 nucleotides long. RefSeq lists its product as uncharacterized. Lineage: Eukaryota; Viridiplantae; Streptophyta; Magnoliopsida; Rosales; Rosaceae. The coding region runs from base 284 to 808 and encodes 174 amino acids. The record is from RefSeq and is a predicted model, not a curated record. The transcript has 4 exons.